Messenger RNA from Plasmodium falciparum 3D7, 606 nucleotides. It is a transcript of the gene SMB1, whose product is annotated as small nuclear ribonucleoprotein-associated protein. Gene Ontology annotation, cellular component: nucleus; cytoplasm. NCBI's taxonomy places the organism in Eukaryota, Apicomplexa, Aconoidasida, Haemosporida, Plasmodiidae. The record is from RefSeq and is a predicted model, not a curated record. Gene Ontology annotation, molecular function: RNA binding.
AUGGGGAAAAAUUCACGUUUAGAAACAUGGCUACAGUAUAGAGUUAGGGUUACAAUAAGUGAUACGAGAUAUUUUGUUGGUACCUUUCUUUCGUAUGAUAGGCAUAUGAAUAUAGUUUUAGUAGAUGCAGAAGAAUUUCGAAAAGUAAAAAGUCAAGAGAAUUCAUUAAAGGAGAUAAAACGUGUGGUUGGAUUAAUAUUAAUAAGAGGAGAAAACAUUGUUUCUUUUACAGCUGAACAAGCACCAAUAAAUAAAAAAUCUAUGGGUACUGUUAUUAAUAAAGGUAUUGCAACCGGUAGAGGUAUACCAUUAAAUAAUUAUGUACCUAUGCAAAAUAAUUUUAAUAAUCCUUUAGGUAAUCCUAUGGGUAAUAUGCCCACAGGUAUGGUAUUAAAUACAGGAACAAAUAAAAACUUAAAUCCUGCAAUUAAUCCAAAUAUAAGAUUACCAAAUAUGGGAAUAAAUAAUCAGAGACCUAUAAUGCCUCCAAUUAGUAUGCAAAUUAAUCAGAACCCACCACAUAAUAAUGCAAAUCAAGCAAAAGGAUUACCCCCAGGUGUUCCACAAUUACCUUUUCCACCUAACGUGAAUCCUCCAGCAGAAUAA